AUGCAAGAGAAGGAUCAGCUCUCCCCCCCUGCCUUCUCAGCAGAUCCCCCUUCGAAUCCACCCCCCGAAAAUCGUCGUUAUUCUGAUGUUGAAGAUGGGGAUCCGCAAGACGACCUACACGACGACGAGGAUGAGAGGAACCAUCUCCGCAUCACAACAAGCUAUGUCGAAGGUCCAGAUCAUAUCAACAACCAUCAAUCUCAUUCCCCUAUGUCUGCAAUGGCCCAGAGAGAGCAAUCGCGCCGCCUCGACGAUGAUCUUACCAUGCUACGAGCCGAGCGGAUGGUCUCCAAUGCAGAGUCAAACAUGGAUAGCUUAGGAGAGUCGAGGUCGAUAACGCGAACAAGAUCGCGAACGGCUCAAGAACCUGUGGAUGAUUUUGAUGUUGCAACGAACCCGAUACAUGAGAUGACCAAGGUCUACCAACCUCCAGCUCGUCCCACUACAAAACUCGCCAAGCUCUUCAAGAAACUCCAUGAAUCGAGUUUUCUGGUCCGAUAUUUCUUCUACAUUACCCCCAUUACCAUACUGCUCCUCAUACCACUUCUGGUUGGCCUUCUAGUGUAUGAGGACUCUACUGUUGGUGGUGUAAAGCUAUUUUGGUUCGGCAUAUGGCUAGAGAUCGUUUGGUUAACUCUCUGGCUUUCAAGAAUCAUAGCUAAAAUGAUUCCUUGGCCCAUGGGGAUGAUCUCUAGCCUUUUUACAAACAAUGCCAAGAAAUGGAGGGACCUUGGAAAGCAACUCGAAGUUCCCGCUACCCUUUUCUUCUGGUGGCUUGCAAUCGAAAUUUCUUUCCUGCCUACCAUGAAAAGCCACCACCUUGACGGUAAUGAGUCUACCAGGGAAUGGGAAAGUGUUGUUAACAAGAUCAUCGUUUCCGUCUUCGUUGGGGCUAUUUUGAACUUCAUCGAGAAGAUCAUCAUUCAACUUAUCGCUAUCAGUUUUCAUUUGCGAACUUAUGCGGAUCGGAUCGAGCUAAAUAAGUUCCAGAUAGCUAGUCUAGUGAAGCUGUACAUUUACUCUAAGGAGAAGAUCGCGAUGGAAGAUUCGGAGUUUGAACAACGCCCUCAGACUGGACCCUCUGCCGGUGUUCGAACCCCAAAGGUUUACGUAGCAAAAGUGCAGAGGAAUGCUCGGCAUGCGCUCAAUAAGGUUGGCGAUGUAGCCGGACGAGUCGCUGGAGAUUUUACGGGGAAGACUGUCACUUCCAGCACACAUCCACAUCAAGUUGUCCUUUCGCUCUUGGGAUCUACAAAUGGUUCGCAAGUAUUGGCACGUCGACUUUAUCGGACUUAUGCCCAUGAAGAUUCCGAGACUGUCUUGGCUGAUGAUCUUCGGAUGGCUUUCGACAACGAUGACGAAGCCGAUGCCGCUUUCACAAUGUUUGACAAGGAUCUAAAUGGAGAUAUCUCAAUGGAAGAGCUUGAAGCUGUAUGUGUCGAGAUCGGCCGAGAACGAAAGGCCAUCACGGCUUCACUUAAAGACCUCGAUUCCGUCGUCUCCAAGCUCAAUGAUGUUUUCAUAUUCAUCGUCAUUGUUGUCACCAUCCUUGUAUUCAUCUCCCUCAUUUCGACAUCGGCGCAGACGGCCCUGACAUCACUCGGUUCCACUGUCUUGGCUCUCUCUUGGCUGUUCUCCGCAACUGCCCAAGAAUUCCUACAGUCAGUAGUAUUUGUCUUCGUGAAGCAUCCAUUCGACGUUGGUGACCGCGUCACCAUAUACGGCAAUACAGGGACACUCGGAAGAGGAGAUGACUACUUUGUCAAAGAGAUUUCCCUUCUGUUUACCGAGUUCAAGAAGAUGGAAGGGCACGUUGUGCAAGCACCAAACAGUUAUCUCAACACGCUCUUCAUCCUCAACCAACGUCGUUCUGGUGGUCUGGCAGAAGCUGUACCCGUGACUGUGAAGUUUGGCACAACACUUGAACAGAUUGAAGGCCUUCGCAAUCGGCUUCUCGAAUUUGUGACCUCGGAGAACAGGGAGUACCAAAAGAAUAUCCUCACUGAAUUAACCACCGUCUACGAAGCGUACUCGGUCACUGUCAACGUGGUAUUCUUCUACAAGUCCAACUGGCAAAACGAACUCCUGCGACUUCAGCGUCGUAACAAGUUCAUCUGUGCCCUGAUGGUCACAAUGCAAGAACUAGGUAUUGAAGGUCCACGUGUCGGCUCUGCACCUGGUGCGAACCAGGAUUAUCCAAUGUUCUUGCAGGGCAGUUAUCCUCCCCCUUACCAAGCAAAUCCAGAACCCGAGCAGCAGCAACAUGACCCAGGGCCCCGUUCCGGAAAUCUUGCUCGCGAGCCAUCGUUCGUCGCCCCAGCCUCCGACAGUAAUGCAUUCCGCCCAGCAGGUCAAUCAUACCGCCCUCACUCAAUCCUUCGGAAUCGCGGCCCAUCAACAUCUCGCCAACGCGGGGAAUCACUUUCGCAAAUGGGCAAGAGAGUUGAUUUCAGUCUGGGCAUGCAAGGUAUCAGUUCUGGGGCAGACUUCGGUGAUGUCUACGAUAAACCACCACCGCGCAUCCCUAAUCCGGCCUAUGCCAAUCUCUCAAAUUCUCCCAGUCAUAGCCGGUCCUCACGUGAGGGUCGCAGAAGUGAGGAUGGCGAGUCACUGUCGAGGACUUUCUCUCGCGAAAGUCAACUGGGUAGAAUCACGAGUGCCAGUAGUAUCCGGACACACAGAAACCGAUUCCUCGGCAGAGGACGUAGUAAGCUAGGCAGCGCGGAAGAAGGAACAAGCCUGGAGGAUCUAGAGGCUGGAACGCGUGAGUUCAAUCUAGGGGGUAUGCCUGAUAUUCCUGAGACCCCCACAACCAGUAGUCGAGUCGCCUCGUCGAACUUGGAUGAUAAGACGCAGGAGAAGGGUACUGGAGUUGGGGAAACGAGAAGAAGCGUGGAUGAAAACCAGAAGCUUGAUCCGCGAACCGGGCUGCUGAGUUCGCAGGCUGUGGUAGACGACAGUACAGUUGAACGAGGAGACAUACCAAUGGCGGGGCAAGCUAGUGGGAAUGCACCUAGGUAA
Molecule: messenger RNA, 3021 nt
Organism: Amorphotheca resinae ATCC 22711
Lineage: Eukaryota; Fungi; Ascomycota; Leotiomycetes; Helotiales; Amorphothecaceae
Exons: 4
Coding region: 1-3021 (1006 amino acids)
Biological process (GO): calcium ion transmembrane transport; intracellular calcium ion homeostasis
Cellular component (GO): membrane
Molecular function (GO): calcium channel activity; calcium ion binding
Source: RefSeq, a predicted model, not a curated record